Messenger RNA from Globicephala melas (long-finned pilot whale), 3206 nucleotides. It is a transcript of the gene FIZ1, whose product is annotated as FLT3 interacting zinc finger 1. The record is from RefSeq and is a predicted model, not a curated record. Lineage: Eukaryota; Metazoa; Chordata; Mammalia; Artiodactyla; Delphinidae.
GCGACUGGGUGGGGAGGAGGCGGGGCUUAGUGGUGGCUGGGGCGGAGCAAUGGAUGGGCGUGGUUUAGAGUGGAAAUGGGCGGGACUGUGGGUAGAAAGUGGGAGGAGCUUAGGCAAAGGGGUGAGGUUUGACAAAGGGGCGUGGCUCAGUGAGAAUGGUAGGAGGGCCCUAGGUUGAAGGGUCCUAAUUGGGGCUGAGGGGGGUAAAGGGGUUCAGUGUGGAGGUGGGAGGAGCUUAGAGUAGAAGGGGUGGAGUUUGUCUAGGGAUGUGGCUUUCAGGAAGUGGUGGACAUAGUGAGGGGGUGGGGUUUAAGCGUGUAAUUUGGGGCGUCGUAGUGGAAAUAGCAAGUCUUUAUAUUGCAGGUGAAAUGACUUAGGAUGAGGAGGGUGUCAGCGAGGAAGGGCUGAGAUGGCAAGAGAGGUAGAGUGGCAGGUGGUCUUGGAAAGGAAGGGGUUUACUUAAAGGCUGAGUUUAAAGGAAAACUUGAGUGGGGUUUAGGAGGCGGAUCUUAGUGAGGAAGAGAUGAGGGACUUCAAGAGGAAACUCGGAGGAGCUUUGCAGAUAGUGGUAAUCAAAACAGCUUACCUGUUGAGUCUUUGCUGUGCACAGGCGUCAGUAAGCACGCCGCACGCAUGGCCACAAGUUUGCUUAGUCCUCACCACCACUCCAUGAGAGAGAGCCCCCACCCGCCACUGCCCUCGCACCACGCCACCAUGGAUGACGCCCCGCUGCCAGCGCCCCCGGUCCCUGCCCCGGCUCCGCCCGCUGUUGCCCCCCGCGUCCCGUUUCACUGCAGUGAGUGUGGCAAGAGCUUCCGCUACCGCUCGGACCUGCGGCGCCACUUCGCUCGGCACACUGCGCUCAAACCUCACGCGUGUCCGCGCUGCGGCAAAGGCUUCAAGCACAGCUUCAACCUGGCCAACCACCUGCGCUCGCACACCGGCGAGCGGCCCUACCGCUGCUCCGCCUGCCCCAAGGGGUUCCGAGACUCCACCGGCCUGCUGCACCACCAGGUCGUCCACACUGGCGAGAAGCCCUACUGCUGCCUAGUCUGCGAGCUCCGCUUCUCCUCGCGCUCCAGCCUGGGCCGCCACCUCAAGCGCCAGCACCGUGGGGUGCUCCCGUCCCCCCUGCAGCCCGGCCCAGGCCUGCCCGCCCUGAGCGCUCCCUGCUCGGUCUGCUGCAACGUGGGGCCCUGCUCGGUGUGCGGGGGCGCGGGGGCUGGCGGCGGAGAGGGCCCAGAGGGGGCAGGCGCGGGCCCGGGGAGCUGGGGGCUGGCGGAGGCGGCGGCCGCGGCGGCGGCCUCACUGCCCCCGUUCGCGUGCGGUGCUUGCGCGCGGCGCUUCGACCAGGGCCGCGAGCUGGCAGCCCACUGGGCUGCGCACACCGACGUGAAGCCCUUCAAGUGUCCGCGCUGUGAGCGCGACUUCAACGCCCCCGCGCUGCUGGAGAGGCACAAGCUGACCCACGACCUGCAGGGACCGGGCGCGCCCCCCGCGCAGGCCUGGGUCUCCGGGGCUGGCGCCGUGCCCGAGACGGCCAGCGAGGGCGACGCUGCGGAGGCGGGCGAGGCUCAGCCGGCCUGGGACGGCAGGCUGCUCCUGGGCCGCGCCGGGGGCGGCGUGCCCGAGCUGGGGGGCCUGCUCCCCGAGAGCGGCGGGGAGGCCCCUGCGCCCGCGGCCGCGGCCGAGCCGUCGGAAGACACCCUCUACCAGUGCGACUGCGGGACCUUCUUCGCGUCGGCGGCGGCGCUGGCCAGCCACCUGGAGGCGCACUCGCGCCCCGCGACCUACGGCUGCGGCCACUGCGGGGCCCUCUACGCGGCCCUGGCGGCCCUGGAGGAGCACCGGCGCGCCAGCCACGGCGAGGGCGGCGGUGCGGAGGAGGCGGCGGCGCCCGCCCCGGAGAGGGAGCCCGCGUCUGGGGAGCCUGCGUCCGGCUCGGGCCGCGGCAAGAAGAUCUUCGGCUGCUCCGAGUGCGAGAAGCUGUUCCGCUCGCCGCGGGACCUGGAGCGGCACGUGCUGGUGCACACGGGCGAGAAGCCGUUCCCGUGCCUGGAGUGCGGCAAGUUCUUCCGCCACGAGUGCUACCUCAAGCGCCACCGGCUGCUGCACGGCACCGAGCGGCCCUUCCCCUGCCACAUCUGCGGCAAGGGCUUCAUCACGCUCAGCAACCUCUCCAGGCACCUGAAGCUGCACCGGGGCAUGGACUGACGUGGCCAGGCCGUGCGCCCCUCCGCUAGACCACCCCUCCCGAGGGCUGGACUCAGGGCCCGGGCCAAGGGACCUAGGGACCACGAGGGAGGCCCCGGCCCUCCAGACCCAGACACGGGCCCCUGAGCUGGGGGGCAGCGAAUAAACGGAGAGAUUCCUCAGCUCCAGGCCCCUGGAAUGCGUGCUGAGCACCCCCAAAUCAACAGGCUCCUAAGCUGCGGGAGAAAUGGGUCUCCACAAGUACUUCUCAUCUUGCGGGCCCAAAUAAUAAAAGAUGGGCACCCCUCCCCCAAGGGAAGACUGGCCCUCUCCCUAAGAGCCAUCAUUCCGACGACCUUGAUCCGGAGAAUGGGGGGGGAGCCAUGUCCCCGAUGUCCCUGGAUCCCCUCCCAAUGCUACCCACCAGAGUCACUGGUGCCCCCAGAUAAAGGAUAUAGCCGGAAUCUGCCUCUCCCCCCCCCGACUUUAUUCCCUAUGCGGAAAGAGGACCAGGGUAGUUGCCCCCUGCCCUCAACCCCUUCCCCAAUUAGGUCUCCCUCCCCUACUAAGGAAUGGAUCGACCCUAAUGAUCUCCCCCACCCCAAAAAACUAGAAUAGCCUGGUUCAAAAUCCCUGCGCCCAGUAGGAUGGACUGAUCCAGAUACACAUACCCCCACGCCCUGUCCGCUGGAAUGGGCUGCUCCAGGUUGCCACCUGCGCCCCACCCUCCUUAGAAUGCAUACGGCAGGCACUCCUCCCCUUCCUCUAGCGUGUGGGCAGGUCCACGUCAUUCCGCAUUAUGUGAACUCAUGAGUGGGAGGUGGGGGACACUGGGGUAUCCCUCCCACUCUGCUGUAGCACCUGUCGGUCUUUCCAUGUCUGUCAGUUUGUCUCUGUGUUCUUCCCAACCCCCAGGGGAAGGGGGAUUUGGCUAGGGGGUUUCCCCCUGUGAGCCUCGACCUUGCCCCCAUCCCACUCCCCAGUGUCUCCUGGACCCCAAUAAACCUCGUCCU